Daktulosphaira vitifoliae (grape phylloxera) is the source of this 5197-nucleotide messenger RNA. RefSeq lists its product as uncharacterized. Gene Ontology annotation, biological process: carbohydrate metabolic process. The record is from RefSeq and is a predicted model, not a curated record. NCBI's taxonomy places the organism in Eukaryota, Metazoa, Arthropoda, Insecta, Hemiptera, Phylloxeridae. Gene Ontology annotation, cellular component: extracellular region. Bases 467 to 4822 code for a protein of 1451 amino acids. The transcript has 18 exons. Gene Ontology annotation, molecular function: hydrolase activity, acting on carbon-nitrogen (but not peptide) bonds; chitin binding.
CCGCCCGUCGGUCCGCUAGUAUCUGUUUGCGUAUUGUCCAACCAAUCUUCACUCUCAUGUGAACAGUAGUUUAGGACGAAGCGUGCGAACGAGUUAAAUAUAGAUUAAAUCGACGUAAAAAAAAAAAAAAGAUAGAAAAAUCGUUCGAAUAAAAAUUUGUCGUCCGUUCAAAAGUGUUUAAUUAUUAUAUUUUUUUAACGAGAUUUUUUUUCAAAUUAAUUUUUUUAAUUUAUUCGCUUUGCCGUUCGUCAAAUGACAACAAGACCGUCUGACAGUAGUUUUACGCCAAACUAAUGUCCACUCGAGCGCUAUUGAGUGCAUCGGUGACUUUUAUCUGCGCGGAUCGGUAAAUGCCACAAGGUUCGAGCAGCGCACUAUUUGCAUACAAACUUAGUCCAUCCGAUCGGCUGAAGCACAGCCGCCCCUUUUUUCGGAUAUACCCAAAUUUUAAACCGUCCGAGUCACGAUGAUGGACCAAUUUAAAGUCUUCGCACUCGUGUCAACGCUGCUGAUUUGUCUGGCACAAAAAGGUUUGUGCGAUGAACGACAACAUAAUGGCGAGUUCAAAUGCCCUGAAGAGUUCGGAUACUAUCCACACCCAAGCGACUGUUCACAGUAUUAUGUAUGCGUAUUCGGUGGUGCUCUUCUGGAGUCGUGUACCGGAGGGUUGAUGUACAGUCACGAGUUGCAAACGUGUGAUUGGCCUCGUAACGUUGGAUGCGGAGCUGAAGCUGCUAUAAGUCAAUCAGAUAUUAACCAAGAAAACGCGUUGCCAUUAACACGGACGUCAGAACGUCCAAGACAUCCAACGCCCCAACCUCAAAGAGUAACGCCGUCCGUAUUCACUGGCCAGAAACAGACCCAAGAUCAACAACAAAUCAACGAUCAACACAUCAUCAAACAACAACAGUUGUACGAUGAGGACGAUUACAGAGCAAUCGAAGACGACGGCGACCGUCAACAAAGAGUGUACAGAGGUCAACCGUCGACUUUGGGUCAAGUAGCUCGAGACCGAGAUGGUCUGACCAAUCAUAGAAACGUAAUAUCGCCGUUUGUGGGAGUAGAGAAGAACAAACAAUUCCAAUUACAAAAUCAAAACUUCAGAAACGACACGGGGCAACUCCACGUUAAACAACGUUUUAAAAGACAGACUCGACUGAGCCAUAGCGGAAUGACGAGGAUAAGACCAACUGAUACGACCGUUUCAACUACUCAUUACGCCUUACGCAGAGUACCACAAAACCAAGUGAUAGCGAAACCUUCUUCCUACAUACCCAUCACUAACAUGGACAACCCACAAAAGCAAAAACGUUGUUUAUAUAAAUCUCAAAGGUAUCCGGGACUAUUGAUACCAUGUCCUUCGUCGAAUAACUAUUGGGGCGGGCCGCCAAUGAGUUCUUCUUCCGUGUUAGAAAACGAGGAAACAAAUGACACAGAAAAUUCAGAAGACGACAAAGAGGCAGUCGAUGACAAAGGUGAUUACUCCGAUUACCCGGAAAACGAAAAUCAAGAAGACUACGAGGAGGAAGAAAGUCCUUUGCAGCACGAUUUGAAGAAUGCUGAUAAAGCGUUUGAACACUUAGUUAAUCGAGUGCGUUGCAGAAAUAAAAACAGUUGCGAGAAUAAAAAUAACAAAGAGCAAGAAGACCUCGAAAACCAAGAAGAAAGUCAAGAAGAAUCUCCUGACAGUAAAGAAGAAGAACACAAGCAGCCACCAAAAUCUACACCCAAACCAAAACCGAAACCUUCAACUACUCCUAAGCCGGAGCCAUUACCGAAACUUAAUGCAUUAAGGCCUCUUACGGUCGCACACAAUUACAGACCGGCCAACUUCACUAAAUUAAGACCACCUCCACCCGAUCCACCACGUCCACACUACCCGCAUCCGAAACAUGAUGACGGAGAUAGAAGUGAUGCUGAAGAACAAGAAGAAGAAGAAGACAGUCAAGAGAGUAGUCAAUUAGAAGAUGUGGAAGAAUACAACGAAAACGACGAUCUCGCCGACGACGAGUAUUACUACGAUGAUGAAGAAGACUAUGACGUAAAACCGAAAAAACCCCAAAUACCACAGAAACUAGCACAAAUCGAUAACAUGAAGUUUAGUGGCGAGGGUGACGAACCUUCUGAGAGCAUAUCCAAGGACACCGUUUUAAAAAAUGUAUCUAAAACCAUCGAUUUACAAAAGCCAAAUGAAUCGAGUUCAUUGACUCUUAAUUCUUACAAUGCGAUAACUUCAAGACCAAAACCGUACGACUCGGCUGCCGAAGCUUAUUCUCGUAUAAAAGACAAAAACAAAUUUCAUGACCAGCAGACGGCCAUGCAAAUGACAGUUUACGACACCACGGUGUCUUCAAGUGUAUUCGAAGAUAAAAAAAAAAAACUUAAAAUACCGACGACAACUACUAACUGGACAACGGUGUCGCCUGCUAAAAUGCAGUCGCUGAAACCAACUGUCCGAACGACUGCACGAACGACUUUAUUUAAAAGACCACAACAAAUCUCCGUUCCAUCUUAUGCGAUUGAACAGACUGUACAACCCGUAACCACAGCCAGAACCACGACUACGAUCACUGUUCGCAAUGUAUCACAGCCAUUCGACCCUACUUUCUAUAAUGUCUACGACGACGAUUCAGAUAUCUACAAAGAUGUUGAUUAUGGUCAAUUCACCCUUUCAUCUGUUAAUAACAACAACAACAGGUUGAAACCACAACCAGAUCCAUUCAGAGUAUCUGUACCGGUAUCUCAAGCCACCCCAAGAUACCAAGCCAAUACAUUUGUGCCAGAAUAUAAUCUUAAGGUCACCGAGGAAGAACCUCAACGAGAUCAACAGACCAAAGCCACUUACAGGUCUACAGUCAUCGGUGUAAGUCCUUUCGUCACGGACCGCUCAACCUUUAAGUUUCCUUCGUCAACCCCAAGUACUCGCUCAACAUUUACGUUUCCUACGUCCACUCCUAGUACUCCCUCGACAGCCUAUCCAUUUGCCUCAUCACCUUCGUUAUAUUUAAAACCGCCGUCACCUCUAGUAAACGAUUACUGGACAACUGUGGCCACAAGUGCCAAGCCAAAAAUAAAUCUUCAAGACUUUCGGAUUAUCGUAGAUCCCUACAAUACUACCCGUUAUGAAGUCACCACUCACAGAGGCUCGGUCAUAACUAGUCCCUUAUUGCUCAAACUUCGACCUACACCAUUCUCAUUGCCACAAACUCCGUCUACUUCGACGACGACUACAACGACCACAAGCACGUCCACGACGACCACCACCGCCAAGUCGAUCGACUUUGACCAAGAAUAUGAUGUCGUAGUCUCGGAGGCCGAAUCCGAAGAGGAAGAAGAAGGGUACAUUGACGACAACUCUGUGGAAAAGUCUAGUACGAUUUCGACUCCUUUAUCUAAACCCUCGGUCUUCCGAAUUCCCGAUCAAUUCCCAUCCACUUCUGCCAAGAGCGGUUCGGGUGUUCAGUCAGUCACGUCAGCAGCGCCGACGAGCAAACCGGUGACAGAAUGCAAAGAGUGCAACGAAAAACCGUCAAGAGGCCGAGUUAGGGGAAGUGCCACGUAUACGACGGCUAGUAGUAAUGACAUUGAUAGGGGUACUCCUUUGUCAGGAAGAACGCGGCCUACAUUAAAACCGUCCACGUCAAUUGUCAGCAAGGCAUCAGAGUUCAUAGAUGUUUACAAGUACCCACCAAAAAGACCUGACCCUAUCUACCCGACUCCACAACCAGACAAAACAGCAGCAAAAUGCCGCAAAGAUGUUUGCCAAUUGCCCGACUGUAGUUGUGGUGGUAAAGAAAUUCCAGGUGAUUUAACGCCUGAAGAAACCCCGCAAAUGGUUUUAUUGACUUUCGACGAUUCAGUAAACGAUCUAAACAAAGGGUUGUACACAGAUCUUUUUGAAAAAGGUAGAGUAAAUCCUAACGGAUGUCCAAUCAGUGCCACGUUCUAUGUGUCCCAUGAGUGGACUGAUUACAGUCAAGUGCAAAAUUUGUAUGCUGCCGGACAUGAAAUGGCAUCUCAUUCAGUGUCGCAUAGUUUCGGUGAACAGUUCUCGCAAAAGAAAUGGACAAAGGAAAUUGUCGGCCAAAGAGAAAUCUUGUCUGCUUAUGGUGGAGUCCAUCAAGAAGAUAUUAGGGGAAUGAGAGCUCCUUUCUUAGCUGUGGGAGGUAAUAAAAUGUUCAAAAUGUUGUAUGACAGCAACUUCACAUACGAUUCAUCGAUGCCCAUUUACGAAAACAAACCUCCAAGCUGGCCAUACACCUUAGAUUAUAAAUUAUUUCACGACUGCAUGAUACCACCUUGCCCAACUAGAUCUUAUCCAGGAGUAUGGGAAGUACCAAUGGUUAUGUGGCAAGACUUGAAUGGAGGCAGAUGUUCCAUGGGAGAUGCUUGUAGUAACCCUCCGGAUGCCGAAGGCGUGCAUAAGAUGUUAAUGAAAAACUUUGACCGACAUUUCACAAGCAACAGAGCGCCAUUCGGUUUGUUUUAUCACGCUGCUUGGUUUACGCAACCCCAUCACAAAGAAGGGUUUAUUCAAUUCUUAGACACCAUCGUGAACAUGCCCGAAGUAUGGAUUGUCACUAAUUGGCAAGCACUCCAAUGGGUGAGGGAUCCAACGUCCAUAUCUAGAUUGCAAUCGUUCAGUCCUUUCCACUGCGAUUAUUCGGAUAGACCUAAAAAAUGUAAUAACCCAAAAGUAUGCAAUCUAUGGCACAAAUCUGGUGUAAGAUACAUGCGCACAUGUCAGCCAUGCCCUGAUGUAUAUCCAUGGACAGGAAAGACUGGAAUCAGGAGUAGUCGUAUAGACGACGGAUCCGAGUGACUCGAUUUGACAAAUGCCAAACAUAUUGAUUAGAAAUUUUUAAAAAUAAAUUAUAAUUAAUUGAAUUGUUAUUAUUAAAACAUGUGAACACUUUUUCAUGUCGUUACAUAUCGUUAUCACGACGUUGAAAAACUGAAUACAUGUACAUAAAAUCUAAAUUUUACAUUCAGUACCAUUUUUAAAUUUAUUUUUAUUACCUCAUUACUGUUUUAAAUUUGAAAUACAAAAUAUUUAUUUAAAAAUACAUCAGGAAAUGUGUUUGCAUUUAUUAUAACUAGAAAAUGUAAGCAUUGUAUAAAAAUAUGAAAUGUAAUUAUACUAUUGUCUAACAUACUUUUGAAAACAAAUACGACAAUGUUGUAGGUAUUGUGUAAU